CAAAAGCCACGCCUUUAAUCUUUGCACGCUAUAGCAGCAAUUGAAGAAUAAUUUCGUGGACAUAAUUUUCGUGUAGGAUUGCUAACCCACAAAAUCAGCAAAAAUUUGCGCUUUAUACGAUAUACCUAAGCUGUGACUACCUUCCCCAUUAUAGAGAGCUUCUGUAUUGCAUGUUCUGAGUACCUAACAUAAUUAAGGUUAGGGUUAGGGUUAGGGUUAUAGGCUUUACCUCGCGCAUGCACAGCAGAGGUAAAGUGAUUGCAUAGUGUAUGUGUGUCAGUUAAUGGACACAAAAUGAGAGCUGUUUGAGCUAACUAGGCAACACUUUCAUGGACUGCUUUAAAGGCAUGCAUUUACAUGCACUUAAUAACAUUAGAUGCAUGGGGCAACUUCCUGUGAAGUCAGUACAAAUACAAGGCCAGUUAUAAGGGAUCAGAGGAGGUCUGACAUGCGUGCACGAAUCACUAUAAGUUCAGUGCAUUGAUGUCAUUGCGGUCACGUGAUAAUGUCCAGGCCAAAUGCACUGAGCUUGUAGUGAUUCGUGCACACAUGUCGGACCUCCUCUGACAAGGGAUUAUAUAUGAAUAUGCAUAAUACAAUUAUUGUACCAUAAUUAUUAUAGCUAUAAGUACUGCUAUAGCUCUAUCACAAGCAUAUUCAGUUAUAACCCUGCGGCCCUCUGGCAUUAUGUCAUCCAGUGCAAUAUAGGGCAUGUUGCACUCGUGCUGGGCAAUAACUAAUACAUAGUCAUCGGUAUAAGGAGAUGUUCAAACAUGCAGUGGUAUGAAUGUUGGCACGGUGAGGGGCGGCUCCACAGUUUACAAACCCCCUCCUCUUUCCCCUCGAGGAAAUGGGGGGAUAUUACUACAUCAUUGGAAUGUUAACUGCUAAUGAGACAGCUUUAUAGAUUCAUGAUCAUUAUUUUAAUAAUUACAGGAUUGUAUUCGUUUUGCCGCUGUGCGAUGAAGCUCAACGCACCACAUGCAUUUGGUUCGUAUUUCAAUAGCAGAGCAUAAAUAUUGAUAAUGUUUAUGUUGAUGGUGUGAGUUUAACCCAUAGACAGUCCCCUCGUCAGCACAUCUGGACAUGAAUUUUGUUUGUGUGCAAACAAUAAACUUCUAUCAAAUUUUGUCAGUUUUAUACAUAUAUAUCCCUGCACAAACAUGGCCUCAACUACAAAUGUAUACUAUAAAGUACAUUGAGCUGCAUGUACUUCCUUUUGUCAGUCAAUACCACUCAGUCUGUUAUUACCCGAGGUGCGUAGUAGUCGCAGUAUAGUAGUCGUCUUAGUUAUUUGAGUUUGAUAAAAGAUAAUAUGACAGGGAGUGUGAUAAAUAUAGUGUGUAUCGAAAUGCACACGAGGUCAUCGACCAAAUCCAAGUCAAAAAACAACAAAUGAGGAAAAAGGAGAGCCUAAGAUUGCUUUUUGCAUUUCUAUACAAUAGCGGUGAUUUAUACAUCAGUUUUAGUGCUUGUAGUUUUAGUGGUGUUAUCUGCGGUAGCAAUCAUUCUUGUUUCUAAAUACAAAGAUGAUUCCACUGCAAGUUCAGUAAUGCUACAGAGAAACACUACUCAAGAGUUCCAAGCUCUUCAGAUACAGAUGAACGAUGUGCAGCGUUUCAAGACUAUAUCAAUUUCCAGUGCAUGAAGACUCAUGACUCAACUUCAUCAAACUUUCCAGAAUAAAGUUUUUUUAUUACACACAAGAAACUCAGAAACUUUUUGAUGAUCUCCACACACAGCUGAAUAAUUCAAAUUCCAGAUUCAAGCUCUUCAUUCUCAAACAGACCAGGAAGUUCAAACUCUUUAACUCGAACCAUGCAAGAUCUCCAGUCCCAGUACAUGAUUUAUUGUCCACCACCACUCAGGCUAUUCUUACACGAAUAAACUCUUCAACAAAUGUGGAAAUUUAUGAGCUUCAAUCAGAAUCGAAGCAUUUAACUUAACCAUGCGGAUUGCCCUGGCUCUAAGGGUUGGUAGAUUAUGCUGGUAUACUUUUAAGCAUAAUAAUAUUAUAGGCACAUUGUUUAGGUGAGAAUUAUGCUGGCAUAAUUAUAUUAUGGGCGCUUUUAUAAAAAUUACGAGAAGAAUAAUUACCCUCCGGAAGAGAUACCUCGGGUCCCUGUGAUUCUAGGCAUACCAAUAAUUUCUCGCUUGUUCCUGUUACACAUUGGCUUACAAACACUCCUUUUUUCCGACGCCAUGCGCAUGCAAGCGAGGUUAUUAUACGAUACGAUACGAUGUGUUUGUGUGUAGAGGUCUUCUAAAAAUGCUUCAUUCUCAAGACUAUAGGCAUGCAGGUUUUGGCCCGAACUACAGGUCAGUUGAGUUAGUAGUAUAAACAUCUGUAGGCCUGAUGAUGGGUGACUGAGGAAGAUGUUCUUAAUUGAAAUUUAUAUGCAUUAGCUUUCUAUUUACCAUUCACUUUUGCUCUAUUUACCAUUCAUUUUUAUUCAUUGUAAAUGUAUGGUGUAUGUAGAUCUAUAAUGAUGAUGUCUCUCCCAGCUAGAGUCUGAAUGAUAUGUGUCAGUGUGCAUCGUAUACAGUAUUGAUUUACAAUGUUUGAGGUACUGAAACAGUAUCUAUUAACAAUAAAGUAUUAUGUGCAUGUAAAUCUACACAUUUCAGGAAAAUUGUAUGGGCAAACACUAGCUAUGAAUCACCGAUCUCUCGUAGGGUAGCCAGACUGUUCAUUUAUCGGCUACAAUAAUAAUCAUUAUAAGGAUCAGUAAUAAUUUUGAGAGAAAAAAUACGACAUGGAAUGUGAGAACAGUGUGUAUCGAAAUGCGAAUGAGGUCAUCGACCGAAUCCAAGUUAAGAAGAAGAAUCCAAGAGCCAGUAAUGAGAACAAAGAAGAGCCUAAGAUUGCUUUUUUCGUUUCUACACUAGCGGUAAUUUAUACAUCAGUUUUGGUGUUUGUAGUUUCAGUGGUGUUAUCUGUUGUAGCCAUCAUUCUUGUUUCCAAAUACAAAGAUGAUUCCAUUGCAAGUUCAGUAAUGCUACAGAGAAACACUACUCAAGAGUUCCAAGCUCUUCAGAUACAGUUUGAAGAUCUCCAGACACAGCUGAAUAAUUCAAAUUCCCAAAUUCAAGCUCUUCAAUCCCAGCUAUUAAAAUACAAAGAUGAUUCCAUUGCAAGUUCAGUAAUGCUACAGAGAAACACUACUCAAGAGUUCCAAGCUCUUCAGAUACAGUUUGAAGAUCUCCAGACACAGCUGAAUAAUUCAAAUUCCCAAAUUCAAGCUCUUCAAUCCCAGAUAUUUCGAACUGAUAAACAGGUUGGGAUUCUUCAAUCUGUAUUAACAGACUCUAACGAAGACAUCCAGUCCCAGUUAAAUGAGUCCAUUGUUUCCUAUCAGUUACAGCUAAACAAUUCCAAUCUUGAAAUACAUGAUUUACUGUCCGAUACCACUCAGGCUAUUCUUACGCAAAUAAACUCUUCAAACGUGGAAAUACAAGAGCUUCAAUCAGAGAUCGAAAUAUUAACACGACCGUGCCCUGGCUCAGAUGCUAGUCAGCCUGCUUCUUCUUGUCAGCAGGUUUUGAACUGCAAACCUGAUGCUCCUAGUGAUCACUAUUUCAUAAUUUCAGAAAAUAGUGCUGUAGAAUCUCGCUACUGCAACAUGAACAGAGUCUGUGGAGGAGUUGACGGGGGAUGGAUGAGAGUGGUACAGCUGGAUACGAGGGAGUCAGGUAGUUUGUGUCCAGUUGGACUCGUUGGAGUGCUGGAAUCUAAUAAGAAUCUCUGUAGAUCGAGCAGUUCAAUUGGAUGCUCUCAGGUGUUCUUCGAGACAAAUAAUGUGUCGUAUGACCAGGUGUGUGGAAAGAUAAUUGCAUACCAGUUUGGCAGCACAGAUUCAUUCGGUUUGAACGGGUCUCCAAUUGAUUCAAUCGAUGAAAUGUAUCUGGACGGUAUUAGCCUGACAUAUGGUUCAAACCCUCGAAAGCAUAUCUGGUCAUUUGCAGCUGCUCUCGAUGAAGUAUCUACCAUGAAUAGUAAUAGUUGCCCCUGUAUACAUAUCAAAAAUGCAGCUGAUGCUACACCUCCUCCCGAUUUUGUUGGAAGUGACUAUUUCUGUGAUACAGGUAGUACAGAUAGAUUCACCAACGGCAUCGUCUAUGGCGAUGAUCCACUAUGGGAUGGUGCUGGUUGUGGACCUGCCAACACUUGCUGCUCUCUCAACAAUCCUCCGUGGUUCUUCAAGCAAAUACAGUCUCCUACGACUAGCAACAUCGAGAUGAGGGUGUGCCAUAAUGAGGGUCGAGUCAACGAAGACAUACUUAUUGAACAGAUUGAAAUAUUUAUACGUUAAUUGGAGAACUGGAGGUAGAAUUGUCUCAAUGAUAGAUCGUAUCUACAACUUUUCUAUGCUAAAAUUCCUGAUAAAUUAUUUUUUUUACCCAUUAUUCUAUUCUUGAAUUCUUGAAAAAUGUGCCUAUUAUUUGCAUUCGCUUUAAAAAAAGGUUUAUAGACAAAAUUAAGAUGCAGACAUGAACACAGCACACAACUGACACAAUUCAAGAUUCUCAGUGUUAUUUUGCUAACUUGAACUGAUCCAUAAUUUUCACCUUCAGCCAUUUUUUACCAGAGAAAGUUGUUAUUGAAAACUUAAUGUAAUGAUCUUUACUAAAAAUGGACUGAUUGUCAUUAGCAAAACUUAAUGUAAUGAUCUUUAACAAAAAUGAACCAAUUUUUUGAUAUAAAUUGCGUAUUUUCAACUAUAAUAAGGUGUUAAUGAUUUGGAAAAGUAUUGUAGUACAUGCUAGCUAAACAAUCCAGCGUCUGGUCACUAUUGCAACAAUUCCAUGGCACUGCAUGAGGAAUGUAGUCACGUGCAAGAUAUUUGUAUUAACCAAAUUUACAUUUUCAUUCACAGCUAGCUAGCUAGGUUGGAUCUGAGCUCCUUAUAACAGAGUUCCUUCGCAGCCAGGUAUGGUUCAACACUAAAAUUACCCUUGCUAUAUUUUUGUAGAGUCAAUAAUCCUUCUUUUCACGUUCAUUUUAUGCUAUAAUAGGAAAAUAUACGGGGUGUUACCACCCACUGUCUACAUAGACAAAUCUGAUUGGCACUGCCAACAUUCUGGCAGGGUCCACGGAAUUGCUGCAAUAUAGUGACCAGACGUUCCCUCCCUCCCACGUUUGCUCGCGAGACUAUAAUAUCCACGGUACAGGUAACUUGUACUAUGAACACGUGUUGAUUAGAAGCAAUUAGAAGCUGUUAUCCAACCCAUUUACAACUGAGUAGUAGUAAAUACUCUUUGAUCCCUGACUGCAUGCACUGUGCACAUUUUGUGUGCGUGUGCUUGCACUUGACAAAUCACAUUUACAACUUCAAACAACCCAGUUCCAAUGUAGUUCGGUAGUUUUAGUGAAUCUGAUUGGAUACUGAAGAAUUCAUCUUCACAAUGUGAUCCAAGUGUGUCACAGUAGUGUUCUAUAAAAGAGAAGGGUGGAGGAUGGGCUUUAGGCUGACCACAGCCAAUGUACCCUAGGGUACAUGGGAUUUGUACCCUAGAGUAUCCUGAGAGUUUCAAUGGAUAUUCCUUAGUGUCAGAGAACAUCAUUAUGUAUGAUGAAUGAUACUGUUAGUACUAGCAACUGCAUGUACGUAAAUAGUCUGUGAACAAGUUUCAAAAGUUUUAGCUUCACUGUACCUAUUACCUGCAUGCAUGGCUACGAACAUGUAUAAGUACCUAAACUAUAGAUAGAUAUGAAACAGACAUGCAUCCAUGCCCAGGCCAUGCAUAGCACCAGGAACGUACAUGUGUCCUCGUUGUUGUAUACAUUCACAUCAGAAUCCAUUCGCUCGAACUCUGCAACAAUGUUUACCAUUCACUAAUUGAAAGCAUCCAUGCAGGAGGGAGGGAGCAGCUCAUUCAGCCAAAAACCUAGGUUUUCUAUAGCAGUGCCAAAGUUUUACAUGUAAAGGCUAAAUAACUUACCGUUUUUGCAUAUAGAACACAACGCUCCCUGCCGACAAGAAUGUCUGAAUAAUCCUUAGAACUAUAUACCUAAUACUAUAACACUCUGUAUAAGAAAUUAAGAGCUGAAAGAAACCUGUAAGCAACCCAUUUAGAGCUAAAAUGCUAAGCAGAUUCAGCAGUCCUAGUUCUAUAACUAGGACUAUAACUAGGACCGCUGAAUCAGUUGGCUUGGCAAAUUAUGUUCGCAUAAUUUUUGGAAUAGGGAAACUUCUAGCAACUGGCAUAAUUG
This is a messenger RNA of Halichondria panicea, 6214 nucleotides long. RefSeq lists its product as uncharacterized. Bases 2757 to 4313 code for a protein of 518 amino acids. The transcript has a single exon. The record is from RefSeq and is a predicted model, not a curated record. Lineage: Eukaryota; Metazoa; Porifera; Demospongiae; Suberitida; Halichondriidae.